Magnusiomyces paraingens is the source of this 1491-nucleotide messenger RNA. RefSeq lists its product as uncharacterized. The coding region runs from base 1 to 1491 and encodes 496 amino acids. Gene Ontology annotation, biological process: tRNA methylation. Gene Ontology annotation, cellular component: cytoplasm. The record is from RefSeq and is a predicted model, not a curated record. Gene Ontology annotation, molecular function: tRNA methyltransferase activity. Lineage: Eukaryota; Fungi; Ascomycota; Dipodascomycetes; Dipodascales; Dipodascaceae. The transcript has a single exon.
AUGCAUCAUAAUCAAUAUAAUCAACAUCAUCAACAAACACAAUCCCCUGAACAAAAAUCAGAACAACGUUAUGCGUUAGUAGUCCAUGAUAAAUCUAAACUAAAAACAAUUAAAGUCGCCCUCGAACAGGCAAAACUGUUUGACAAACAACGGCGCAUCUCAUCAGUUGCAACUGCAUCUGCAACUGCAACUGAAACUGAAACUGAAACUGCCCCACAAUCUUCCACAGUUUUGGUCCCGGUUCUGGGCACAUCCGUAGACCUGUUGCGUGUUCAGUUGCAGCAAAUCCUCAGUGAUCCGUUUAUUGAGAUCAUCCAAGAUAACUCCCAAGAACAAGACACAAACUUUCAUUCUUCUAAAAAACAAGUUUCAUCUGCUGCUCUCAAAUCCUUAAUCCCCCGAAUUCUUAAAACCCUUCAAGUAACUCCUAACCAAUAUUCAACCCUAAUUACCCCGAUCCUUGAUGCAAAUCAAUUCCCAGCCCGCUACCAGAUCUACCCACCUCUGCUUCUUUUCUCUGCAUCAUCUUUUGGACCCGCUUGGACCCCACUCUUUACAUCACCAUCUCUAAACGCUGCCUUUUUUAAUGCCCUGCUACGUGCCGUCUCCAGUCCUAACUAUACACUUUCCCAUGUCGCUGAGAAUGCUCCCAUUGCUGAUAUUGCGGAUGUUCUGCGGCGGCCCUCGCGCCUACAUCCACUCUACCAAAUCCCGGAAUCUACCCCGUUUGACGAUCUUUGGGUUUCCACUACACAAAAUGGGGUGGCUCAAAUGUGGGCACCUGCACAUACCAUGUUUUCGCGCGGAAACGUCUCUGAAAAGGCAAGAGUCCUGAACCUUGCAAAACUCUCUGUUCAGCAAUUGGCUCCUAUCCGGCCCAUGGCUGUCGACCUUUAUGCCGGUAUCGGAUAUUUCACUUUCUCAUAUGCUCGUGCUUCUUUUGCUGCCGUGUUUUGCUGGGACCUCAAUCCUUGGUCCAUCGCUGGCCUGCACCGUGGCUCCUAUCUUAACUCGUUUACCUCUGCACAGUUUGCUACCCACGACGCGUCUUCCGUACCAGAUAAGGACCCGCCUGUCUUGAAUACCAGCGAGUCUCUGGCCAUUUCUCAGUUUUUACUUUAUCACAAGUCCCAGGCCCUCAUUGUGUUCCAAGAAGAUAACCAGCGCGCACAUGAACGUCUCCGCGCUUUGGCCGCAAUCAUCCCGCUACCCAUCGCACACAUCAAUCUGGGGACUCUCCCGUCUACGGAACUGGCAUGGCCCACAGCCAUGGCCAUCUGUACCCUGUCUUCAUGCCGUUCUGUCGCCCUCCACGUUCAUGCAAACGUCCCGGACCCGCAAAUCCAAUCCUGGACUGAUGAAACUCUGCGCAAUUUGCAAUCUCUUGAUCCAUCCGUCUCCGUCACUUUCACCCAUCUUGAGCGCAUCAAGACAUAUGCUCCAGGCAUCUGGCAUGUAUGCGGAGAUUAUCUCGUCACAAAACAACCAUAG